GAACGAGAUUGACCUAUCGAAUAGUUUGACCGAGCAAAAGCAAAUGCCAUUGCCAAAUUCGUAGAUCCAUUCAUAAUUCAUAUUCACAACGACAAAGCCACAUUUGAUUGUAAACAAUUUAGAUUUUGUUUUCAUAUUAUUCUUUGAAGAAUAUUUCAAAUUGAAGAGAUACUCCUUGGACAUCCUUAAUCACUGAUUGUUAUAAUGGAAGACAUAACAAUAAAAGAAGAACCUAUGGAUGCCGAGGAGCUGAACGGUGCUAAUGUGAGUAUAAGAGACCUGUCCUAUGAUGCAAAACUGAAGUACGUGAACGCCAUAGCAAAACCAAUGGCCGAUAAAAAACUGUGCAAAAAACUAUUGAAACUUGUGAAGAAAGCGAAAGGUCACUCAAGUAAGGAUAGUCUACGACACAGCUUGAAGGACGUCCAACGACGGCUGUUGAGGAAGGAGAAGGGAAUUAUAGUGCUUGCCGGCAAUGUUUCGCCUAUCGAUCUCUACAGCCACUUUCCCAUUCUGUGUGAAGAGAACAAUGUGCCCUACUGCUUUGUCCCGACACGGGACGACCUCGGCCAGGCUAUGAGCUUCAGUCACAUGGGCCCUGUCUGUGUUCUCAUCAAGCCAGAAGCCGAUUACCAAGAACUGUAUGACGAGUGCUGGGAAAAGCUCAAACUACUUCCCACACCUGUCUGAAUCUAUGUGUGCUGUUUAACAAUUACGUUUAGUUUUUAAUUUUUUAUCAUAUUUGAUUUGAAUAUCCAAUACAUUUAUUCAGAAAACACUCAUUAUUUCAUUCAAUUGCCCACCAUUAUUAUAUUUCUUCUUUAAGAGUGAGAAGUCUUGUUGGCUUCCUAUGAAAAUCGGCCACCGGAAGUGUUGGUUUGGUUGAGGUGUCAGUCGAAAUUAUAGAAAGAAAUUUUUUCCACUUUACCUACAAGGAAAGUAUUAGCUGUGAUUCAGGUUUACGGUAUAUUUAAUUGUUGAUUCUUGUAAAUACUGAUCAAUUUCUCAAAUACAGUAUUAUAUUCACCAAGAAAAUAAAUAUUCAUGUUCUCAUGA
Molecule: messenger RNA, 1056 nt
Organism: Nilaparvata lugens (brown planthopper)
Lineage: Eukaryota; Metazoa; Arthropoda; Insecta; Hemiptera; Delphacidae
Gene: NHP2
Product: H/ACA ribonucleoprotein complex subunit 2-like protein
Exons: 2
Coding region: 205-690 (161 amino acids)
Source: RefSeq, a predicted model, not a curated record